Nerophis lumbriciformis (worm pipefish) is the source of this 1653-nucleotide messenger RNA. NCBI's taxonomy places the organism in Eukaryota, Metazoa, Chordata, Actinopteri, Syngnathiformes, Syngnathidae. The record is from RefSeq and is a predicted model, not a curated record.
UUCAUUGUGAUCAUUUUGGCCGCCGGCAUGGUGGCUUUCAUCGGCGCCGUUAUUUGCAUCAUCGCAGCCGUCCAUACUGGAACUACCAAGGCGGCACGACAGCAACCGGCUGCCGACAAUCGCUCGUUGUACCCGGCCAGUGCGACGCAGCCCCCCGUUACCAGGGGCUCGGCGGCCAGGGCUGGAAGCCUGGGUGCUCUCCAUGGUUCUGAAGUACCAGAAUCUGAGGCACCGACCUUUCACGUCGGACUCGGUGGUCAGGACGGGGUCACUGGACUGAUUGGCCACGACCCAACAGUCAGUCGGCUCAUAUGCACCCCGAUCCCCGCCGGAGAGUGCAACCUGAAAAACUUUCAGCAACAAGCGGAUGACCCGUCGCUAUACGCGGGAGAGGAUUGGGGGCACCUCCGCACAACGGCGGACGAGCUCCGGCAGACCGUCCGGCAACAAAAGGAGCAAAUACAAACGGACCAGCGGACCAUCAGGGAACUGACAAGCAAACUAUCCGAAUGCGAGAAGGGGCUGAAGGUACGAAGUGGCGUCGCCGACAGACGAGGGGGAGCUGCGGGCAUAUGGGGAGAGGGAGCGCACCUGGAGCGGGUCAUGGUGCGGGACAGCCCCGGGUCUGCGCCUGACCACGUGCUCACGAUACGGGCUGUGGAUGAGCUGGAGCAAGCUAUCAGUCAUCUUAAAGACCGCAUUGAGAGACUGGAGGCAGAUAUCAAUCUGUUCCCUCACAACCAGACAGAUAUCAACACCUCUUCAGUUGUGGAGGAUGGCAGGAAAUCUGGUGGCCCAGAAAUACUGACUGGGAACAAAGCUGGGGCAGAAAGGCCUUGGAGGAUGGAGGAUUUGGAAGGGGAGCUUGAAAGGAAGGUGGAGCUGUUGGAAAAAGAGAGAAAAUCCUUGAGGCUGGAAACUGAAAGACACAGACAGGAAAUGGAUCAGGGAAUCAACAAGCUACACCACCGACUCUCAGAACUGGAGCAAGGUAAAUAUUAUCAUUUAGCUAAUUCUUUUCCAGAGGGCUACAGACUGUCUUUCCCAUCUCGUACAAACUACAUGUACGCUGUGGUGAAACAUUCCAUACCAAAGUUAUUGGCCUUUACCGUCUGCCUGUGGCUCCGGCCAACAGAAGGAGGCAUUGGAACUCCUAUCUCUUAUGCUGUUCCUGAGCAACCCAAUGAACUGGUAUUACUCCAAGGCCUUCAUACGCCCACUGAGCUGCUCAUCAAUGACAAGGUGGCACGGUUACCUCUGAACCUUUCUAGAGGAAAUUGGCAGCACAUUUGUGUGAGCUGGACCCAGAGUGGAGGAGAUUGGCAGGCCUACCAAGGGGGAAAGCUGAGGGGACAAGGCCACGGACUGGCAGCCGGUCAUGACAUUAGACCUGGAGGAGUAUUAAUCCUAGGUCAAGAGCAGGAUUCCCUAGGUGGUGGCUUUGACUCAACUCAAGCUUUAGUUGGAGAGUUGUCCCAGAUGGGUCUUUGGGACCGAGUCCUGUCUGCGGACCAGGUGGCCAGCUUGGCUCGUUGUGGAAUGGUGACCCAGGGCAGUGUGGCUUCUUGGACUGAGCGUGGAGUGGAGAUAUAUGGUGGAGCUACCAAGAACCCAGGGGAGCCUUGCAGUAAACACAGCCAGAGCUCAAAGUGA